UUUCUUCCGACUAGUCCAAAACCCUUUUCCUACGCUCAACCGCCGUUUCAAACUUGUACACGAAACACCGCCUAUUUACACAGAAGAGAUACGCUCUCGCUCGCCUGUGCAAAUCCCUACCGGAGAAAAUGGGGAAGAACGACGGCAAGACCGGGUUGGGGAGAGCGCUGGUGAAGCACCACAACCAGAUGAUCAUUCAAUCCAAGGAGAAAGGUCGAUUCUACAGGCAGCAGAACAAGGUUCUCGAAUCCAUCACCGACGUGAACGACGUCGACGCCGUCAUCGGGCAGGCGGAAGAGGAAGAGCGUCUUCUCCUCGCCGGCGAACGUCCCGCCCCCAAUCGCCCCAUCAGUCUGGAUGGGCCGUCGAGUUCGAGUGCUAUGACGCCGGAGGAGAGAAGGGCGCAGCAGAAGGAAGCGGAGUCUUUGCAUGCUAAUAGCUUACGAGUUCCUCGCAGGCCAGCUUGGAACCCUGAGAUGUCGGUGGAGGUACUUGAUACUAAUGAAAGACAAGCUUUCCUAAUCUGGCGACGAAGCCUUGCAAGCCUAGAGGAGAAUGAGAACCUUGUUCUCACGCCAUUUGAAAAGAAUCUGGAUAUCUGGAGACAACUUUGGCGGGUGCUUGAGCGCAGUGAUCUUCUUGUGAUGGUUGUUGAUGCACGAGACCCUUUGUUCUAUCGUUGUCCUGAUCUCGAGGAAUAUGCACGAGAAAUCGAUGAGCAUAAGAGCACACUGCUCCUUGUAAACAAAGCCGAUCUUUUGCCAUUCUCUGUCAGAAAGAAAUGGGCUGAGUACUUCCGGCAACACGAUAUCCUUUUCCUAUUCUGGUCAGCCAAGGCCGCAACUGCACUUCUCGAGGGUAAAAAGCUGACCGGACCCACUGGUCGAGAACAGCCUGAUGAUGCCGAUACCAAAAUAUAUGGCAGGGAAGAGCUUCUAUCUCGUCUGCAGUCCGAGGCAGAAGCCAUAGUUUUGAGGAGGAAUAGAAACAACUCCCCCGCUAAAACUGUUACUGUGGGAUUCGUUGGGUACCCCAAUGUCGGCAAGAGUUCAACGAUCAAUGCCCUAGUCGGACAGAAGCGAACCGGCGUAACAUCGACCCCUGGGAAAACUAAACAUUUCCAGACGCUGAUAAUGUCGGAGGAGCUCACCCUGUGCGACUGCCCUGGUCUAGUGUUCCCUUCCUUCUCAAGCUCCAAAUACGAAAUGAUCUCCUCAGGAGUGCUGCCAAUCGACCGGAUGACCGAGCACAGGGAGGCCGUCCAGGUGGUUGCGAACCGUGUCCCACGACAUGUCAUCGAGGAUGUCUACCGGAUAACCCUGCCGAAACCAAAGUCGUACGAGUCUCAGUCUCGACCCCCAUUGGCAUCCGAACUUCUCCGAGCUUACUGUGCAUCCAGAGGGUACGUUGCUUCCAGUGGACUGCCUGAUGAGACCAAGGCUGCACGUCAGAUUCUGAAGGAUUAUAUAGACGGGAAGCUGCCCCAUUUUGAGAUGCCGCCUGGAAUGUCUGCUGACGAGGAUGGCGAUUCAGAUGCUGAUGAUGAUGACAGUGGGUCUGAGUUGGCUGAGUCGGACUCAUCGGACGUCGAGGAAGGAGUAGGGAAGCAUCCGCCACCUGCAAUGGAGCACGCCCUAGAUGAUUUGAACUCCUUCGACGUAGAGAAUGGGAUCGCGUCGAGGAAAGGCGCGGAGAAGAAGAAGUUGAAGGAAUCGUUCAAGCAGCACAAGAAGCCUCAGAGGAAGAAGGAUCGGUCGUGGCGGACGAAGACCGACGACGUGGAUGGGAUGCCGGUGGUGAGAGUCUACCAGAAGCCUCUCAAUACAGGUCCGGCGAAGACGGCGUAAUAUUAGUUUUGUGAUGUAUGUAUUGCCGGCCUUGUCCGUGUUUGUAUUCAGGACGGGGAACAUAUCAACCUACAAAACAAUAUAGGACAAGCACCCAAAACAUUCUCCAGUUGACAUCUCAACGGUUUCUGUUUGUUUUUAGUUUGUGUUGCCGUCUGAUUUACUGAUGAUUCCCUGCAGCCUGGGUAACGGCGAUGAGAGCUAACGGAGAAUGGGUCUUACCUUGAAAAGACGAACGAUUUUUUUGCUGAGAAGAAAAUGACAUUUUUCAAGGAGAUUAUUCUAUUGAAAGGUAUGAAUUUGGGCCUCUUUUGGAUAGGGA
Linum tenue is the source of this 2169-nucleotide messenger RNA. NCBI's taxonomy places the organism in Eukaryota, Viridiplantae, Streptophyta, Magnoliopsida, Malpighiales, Linaceae. The record is from the annotation of a GenBank genome assembly.